GUGACCUGUUCCUGGAUCUGGUAACUUAGUGCCGCUUCCCUUCGUCGAAGGCCUCUGCGUCGAGUGGCUUGCGAGGAGGAGCUACUUGGGUUGCAAGGCAAGGCGGGCGAUAAUAUAUGUCCCGGUCGGCUACCCGACUACCAUCCUACGCGCGCGUUGCAAUCCUGGAAAUGACUUGCUGACCGACUCUCGUUGUUGUCCGGUUACCUGACUCUCAUCCAUCCAUCUCGACCUUAUCCAGUCCGGCUCACCGUCUCACCGUUCGCCAAACAUCUCCCACUUGACCACAUCUGACUGAAUCUUACGCCAUCAACCAAAGAACAGAACUGCUGGAGCCGCUUAUCGUCGUACUCGCCGCAACGUAGUUUACGCCCCUCAUUGAGGGCACCCCGUAUAUGAGCCCAGCAUGGAGGCCCAAAAUGAUCCGUCGCGUAUACUCGAGCAAGCGAGACAACAUCUCGAGGCGUUGAAGCAAGCUGGACUUUCGCGCGAGGCAUUGCUUGCACUUUUGGGGGAGGACGACCAGUCGAAGCAGCAACAACAAUUACAAGUUCACCUAUCACACCCGCCACCACCUCAGUAUCAACCGCCACCGCCACCUCCACCAACGACGCAAGGAGGCAUUGAAUCACAAUUAUCGCCCAGCUAUGCCGUGCCAAAUCAUCACUUCAUUCCCUCGCAUCAAGUGCGGUCGUCAAUUUCCUCGGUAGCGUCAAAUAGCUCGGGACGGGAGAGCAUCUUAUCGACCGCAACAGCCGCUACCGCCCACAGCUCCGUCUCUUCGAUUGGCGGCGGAUCAUUCGUGAAACCCACAACGCCGGCGUCGGCAUCGUCAGAAGCAAAGUACUGGUGCACAUCAUGCGACAAGACUUUCAAGCGCAAAUUCGACUGGAAAAGACACGAAGAAGAGUUCCAUGAGAGAUGGCGGAAAUAUCCUUGUCCCAAUUGCAACCAGAGCUUUUGGGGACCCAACACCUUCAAUCAACACCACAAGUCCGCUCAUGGUUGCAAAACGUGUCCACAUUCCGAUGGCGUGGUCAAGUACAUGAGAAAGAGAAGAGCCUGGGGAUGUGGUUUCUGCGCCGCAAUGCACACCAAGCUCGAGAAACAUUACGAACACGUCGCAGCUCAUUUCGAAUCGGGCGCUCAGAAGGGAGACUGGAUGCAUUCUAACGUCAUCUAUGGCUUACUACACCAGCCGGCUGUGUUAGAAGCGUGGAGAGAAUUGGUGACCAGGAAGCAGGGCAAGUUCAAUGGCCACCAGCCCAUGUUCAGCUGGGGCAUCGACAACACCGCCAGGCAGCAGGGCUAUGUCGAAGGUGAAAGCCAAGGCCAGCUGCAAGAUUUUCUCGAAUUUUUCGAUGGGUCCAGCGAGCAAGCAGCCCGAAUCACGCAGUGCGCUUGGGGAUAUUGUCACGUUGUUCUGAAGCCGAAGAAUGGAGAUUCUAUGCCGCCUCCGGAAUCUCGAAGCGCACCACCACCACCACCACCACAGCAGCAGCGACAGCAGCAGCAUCAACAACAACAGCAACAACCUGAUCCAUGUUCGCUCAGCCGACAGGUCACCAUAACCUCUCAACGUGGUGGACUACGGAGAGUUGCAUCGACUUCGUUGAUGCCCAUCAGCAGGCAGCCCAGCCGACGGGUCUCAUCAGCAGAUUUCCGUGAAUCUAUGCAGAUGCAAUACACAAGUCCUGUUGAGCAGAACAACCCAUACCAACAACAAUUCAUGGUACAGCCCCAGCCCAUUCCGUCACAGUCGUUAUCACCUCAACCAAUGCAGGUGGACACUAUGCAGAUGGGGCAAUCCAUGAACACACGGCCCUUGUCAUUGGACAAGGAACUCCCACCAGCUCCUCUGCUGGCAUCGCCUAUGGAUACCACACCCAUGGACGUCGAUUUCAACAUGUACGACAGCAGCGAACAACUCCUAAAGCCGCCGUCAUUGCAGGACUGGCAAAGCUUUUCGAGUGCGCACAGUUUCUCAGAUACCCAAAGUUUAUCAAGUGCGAUUUUCGAAGAACAGGCCGCUAUAGCGGCACAGCAGCAGCAUCUGACUGCACAUCAACAACACGGCAUGCCCAUAUCUUGGGAUGAGCUCAACCAUUACGGUGGACCUCAGCACCAGCAGGGCUGAAAUUCCUUUGAGUAUGUACAACACAUGUGUCUAUAUAUAAUGAGAAAGUGGGAUAUAUC
Truncatella angustata is the source of this 2196-nucleotide messenger RNA. RefSeq lists its product as uncharacterized. The record is from RefSeq and is a predicted model, not a curated record. The coding region runs from base 407 to 2137 and encodes 576 amino acids. The transcript is spliced from 2 exons. NCBI's taxonomy places the organism in Eukaryota, Fungi, Ascomycota, Sordariomycetes, Amphisphaeriales, Sporocadaceae.